This is a messenger RNA of Pelagomonas calceolata, 2718 nucleotides long. Lineage: Eukaryota; Pelagophyceae; Pelagomonadales; Pelagomonadaceae. The record is from the annotation of a GenBank genome assembly.
CGGCCGGCGUGCGGGGAGAUUGCGGGGAGCUUGCUGGGCGAAUAUUAGCUUAUGGGCGCCGCAGCAGCCUUACGAUUGCCACUCGGCUCAUGACCACUCGGGGUUGCAAUAAGUAAUGCGAGCGCGUCGGCUGCUAUUAGCUGUUUGGAGCGCGGUGCCUCUUGGGGCCGCCGACACGGCUGGUGUCGCCUUCGACGCGGCUGCCGCGCUCGCCGCGCUCGCCCCGCCCGCGACGGGGCACGACGAAACCACGUUUCUGAGAGCGCUGCGCGAACGCGUCGACCGACGGCUCGCGAUUAUCGACACGCACGGCAGCGCGCCCCAACCGGCGAAGCCCGAAGCGGUGCCCGAGGACUGUCGGACUCUUUUUGACCCCGAAACUAUCGCAGAGGCGCGACGCGCGAGCGUCGGCUGCUCCCGGCUGGCGUAUUCGUCCAUCGACAUCGUCGGCGAGCACCCGCCGCUCGUGGGCCCCCGUGGCGACGGAAGUUGCGUUUUUGUGUUCGUCGGCGCCGAGACCCUGCGCCAGCCAACAGUCGAUUUCGUGUACCUGUUGCACCGUCGCUCCGUAGCCACCCAAGGCUUUUCACGGCGCCUCUUCUCGAAGCUACCGAAGCUCCUGCCGCACGUCCUCUUUCCGGGCAAGUGGACUGCGUUUUUCGACUCCAAGCUCCAUCUCUACGGUACGACGCUCGACGAGCUAUCAAAAGCGUACGACAUGCGCGUCGACGACCGCGCGUUGCCCUUCACUGCCUUUCCCCACCCGCUCAAGGUCCGAAAGAACGUGAGCAGCGCCUUCGAGUGGAUGCGGUUCGAAAUUGAGGUGAUCCUGGAGGAAUUCUCCGAUCGGGUGGCGAGUGUGGACGCGCUCCGGAACCAAUUAGCACGCUACGUCGCGCGGACCCGGGACAGCGUGCCUCCGCGCGCCUACACGGCCUUCAUCGACGGCGCGCUGCUGCUGCAGCGCGAUGCCCAUCAACUGUUUGGGCCGUGGUGCGCCGAAACUAUCAGAGAGGACUCGAGCGACCGGGACCAGCUCAGCUUCGCGUUCACCGUGGCGCGGUUGCGACUGGAGCCACGGCUGCUGGACAAGUGUGUCACGAUCGCCGCAAACCGCACUUUGUGUCACUGGUUUGACGACGACUCGCUGGGCGCGCUCCACCGGAUCAGCUACGAGGCGAGCAGGAACAUCGUCGAUAACGGUGAUUUCGCUGCUAUCGACGAUGUGGCCGCCAAAUAUCUGGGAAGUUCUACCUGGGCCUACGGCGUGGCCGAGUCUUGGUCCCGAAAUGGGCCUUCAGUCGUCUUAAUCAAAAGAGGUGAUACCGACUGGGCGGGGACGCAGCCAGUUCUAGGCAGCUACCUCCAGGGCAUCCAGAACAGAGGGAACUACAUCUACCAGACCGUGGUCUUUCCCGCCGACGGUUUUUACAGCAUUUCCUUCUACGCGUGCAGCCGACCCGGCAGGUACGCACGGACGAGCCUCAGGGCGACCGUGACUCGAGCCGGUCACCAGGAACCCGCGGUCGUCGUGGAGGAGCUGCUCCUGGGCUACUCCUUUACGAAAUACGAAGCCACGUUUUAUAUGGAGGCGGGAUGCGCGACGCUCGUAAUCAUGAACGACGGGCCGCCCGGCGACCGGACGCUUCUGGUUGACGCGGUGCGGAUUGAACGGAACGUCUCCCGCGCCGUAGAUUCGAUCUCAGAAGUCCCGAGCGUGUGCCGGUGCCGGAUCCUCUUACACCUCAACGGCCGGGAACUACAAAUGGACGUGUACGGCGCGGUCGACGCCGGCCUCGCGUCUCGCGUGCUGGCGCCCCGCGCGGCGCUGGAUCGCCCGGUGCACGAGUUUGUGGCGUACGCGCGGACGGUGGGCUGUGCGACGGUCGAGGUCCUCGACCGCAGUGCGGCCGCGGAGGCCGCAGUGGCGCUGGACGCGGUACGGUCGCUGCUCCGCGCACCGCCCAGUGCGCGCCUGCGCGACGCGGCCGCCACCGAGGCGUUGGUCCUGGCGUGCGGCGUGGACGAUGGGACCGCGCGGGCGAUGCCGGCGGAGGUGCUGCUGCACGCCGCCGAGCUCCGCAUCACCCAGCAUCCCCGGAACGUCGCCGGCGAAUACGCAGCUUACGGACUCCGUAUCUCUCGGUACCCCCGGCAGUUUGGCGCGUACGUCGCGUUCCUCGCCGCCGGGCCACUCGUGACGUCGUACCUGGAGAUCGGGUGCCGCUGGGGCGGCGCGUUCGUGUUUACGGUGGAGGUGCUGGGCCGUCUGGGGGAGGCGAGCGGUAUCGGAGCCGACGACUUCCGCGCGCUCGCGAUCGACAAGUGGCAGGAACCCUUGCUGCUCCAGGAGUACGCCAAGGGCGCGGCCGCGCGGUUCCUUAAGCUCGACCCAGCUGGGGCGCCGUUCGCCGAGCUUCUGGCAAAGACGCCCAUGUGGGAUCUCGUUCUCAUCGACGGUGAUCACUCCUACGACGGCGUGCGGCGCGACUUCGACCUCGUGCGGAAUCGAACGACGCGCUACAUCGUCCUGCACGACAUUGCGUCGGACGAGCCGUCGUGCGCGGGCGUCCGCCGCUUCUGGCGCGAGGUCCGCGACCAAUUCGAGACGCACGAGUUCGUGGAGCAAUACGACGACGUCGACGGCUCGUAUUUUGGAAUAGGCGUCAUUGUGGUGCCGCGCUCCAACGGAAUCAUGUAUUAAUCUGUCCAAGUUUA